CAUAUGUUUUCUGUUUUCGUUAUAUUCUGAAAAAUCUUAUUUCUUAAUCCUUUCCUUAGUCCUUACUUUGCUUUAUUUUUGUGAUUGUGAAUGUGACUGUUACAAAAGAAUAUGGUUUUGUUUAUGUCAUUGACUUGUUAAGAAAUGUAAAUAUUUCAUUCCAUGAGUGUUUCCGAAAUAUGAUUCAGGGGAACAGCCAAUAUUUUGGAAUAUUGCUUUGAACAUCAGUUUUCUAGUUUCCUCAUCUCUUCCAAUAUGAGCAUGUUCUACAGCACUUGUCUUGACGAGUACUGUCAAUACCGUAUCAUUUUCCCGGCUGCUUUCACAACAGUGGCGUGUCGGGGAUGCGGUCAGACUCACAAUGUGAAAGAAUUGCCCGAUAAAAAACCUGUUGAGGGAUUGGAAACCAAGCUGCAAAGUCUAUUGACCAGUUUGUUGGUAGAAACUCAGACUCCUAAGAGAGGUCCUGAAACAAUUAAAGUGCUCGGAGUUUCAAACUACCAUCACAAGCUGUUGUCCCAUCUGUUAACGACUCAUGGAAUGGACAAGAAGACAGGAAAGGCGAGACCGCUCAAGGAGCUUCUCCAGAGACCAACAUUGGACUGUAGUGUAUUCGGAGACAGAUGCUUCAGUAUCGAGGAGAGACAUUUGAACAUCAGCGGCUACGGCAGGGAUCAGAGCGGAAGUGCUAGCUACCUUGCAGACACACUGGCUCUGCUACUGCCUUACAAUGAUAACAAAGAGACGCUAGUUCCGCUGCACGUAGAUGGCGAUGGCCAUUGCCUGGUACAUGCAGUUUCCAGAGCGUUGGUUGGCCGAGAAAUGUUCUGGCACCCGCUGCGCGUUGACCUCCAAAUUCACUUCAAGGAUCAUUUGGAUACUUACAAGGAACUCCUAGGAGACUUUAUCAACGGGUCGGAGUGGCCGUGUAUCAUUGCGGAGUGUGACCCAGACUUUGUCCCACCUGAUGGUAUCGUGGGUCUAAGACCCAUCCAUGUGUUCGGGCUGGCAAAUGUACUGCGGCGACCCAUCCUGCUGCUGGACUCAGUGGCCGGCAUGAACACUUCUGCCGACUAUGCCGCUGUGUUCCUACCGGGGUUGUUUCCCCCAGAAAGGUGUUGCAACAAAGCAGGCAGGCUGAACCCCCCGCUGUGUCUAGCCUGGAGCAGCCCGGCCCGAAACCACUACAUUCCUCUGGUUCCCGUCAAAGAACGCCCAUUGCCUCAGUUCCCCAAGUCACUACUGCCCAAAGUGUGGGGACUUCCCCAGUCUGUUCUAGAGCAGUAUCUGCAGUUCAACGAGAACAACUGCCUCGUCAUCGGUGGUGAGAACUGCAUACAGGCUGGCUACAUGCUGCGACUGACUUGUGCUAUGGAUGAGUUGUUCUACAACAAGUAUGGAGCUCAAGCUCAGCUGGUAACGGACAUGUACCUGUAUCAGUACGCCAGCAGGAAAACUGGUGCAGGACUGCGGAUGAUGUCAGUAGUGGAAGCUACAACCGCAGCUCUGCAGGAUCGCAGGCUGCAGCGCUGUCUGGUGUGUGACGCCAUCAACAUUCUACCUCUGAGUGACGACUGGUUGCGACCGCGCGGCUUCCUCUACGCAAUGGCCAAGAAACAAUACGGCUUCCUACAAGAGGAUCGCAAGUAUCCCUUCACGGCUUAUGGCGUCACAUGUACUUACAAUGCUAAAAAAGACAUGUUGGUAGUAGACUCUGCUCUAAGUAUGGACAGCUGCAUGUUCUGUAGUGGGAAACUCCGCAUGAUUCAUCAUGAUGGCACAGUGGCAUACGAGAACGGAGACGUGACAAACGAACCCGUCAAGAACCCUUUGAAUCGUUGUCCCUGCGGCUUUAAACAUUGGUGGAAAGGAGUGGCUUACGAUAAUCCACCUGUAGAGAUCCCCGUGUUGAUGGAAUGGAACGGAGUGAGUGUUGGUGACAUUGUUCACUGGUUCCAAUACGAGUCUGACAGACGACUGAACAGCAAUGCGUACCAGCUGGCCUCCUUCCUGUUGCAGAAACACUUCCCAGGUGAAUUUGGUUCGGAACGCCUGCAUCAAAACAUUGUCCAACAGAUUUUGGAGCAGGUGAAGGAAUUACCACCGGCCCCCCGAGUUGAUUCUCCUGUCGACAUGAUGGAGCAAGACUCACAGUGCAAGGAGGAGGCUUGUGGAACCAGUGUUACCACCCCUGUAGCAGUGAAUAGUGUCGACCCACCAGCAAUGAACAGUGCCACUAGUGCCAACACGAGUGAACAAAGUGACGCAUGUGCAAGUGCUCAGCGGAAAAAGAAAACGUUGAUGAAGCCAGAACACAAACCGAGCACCUCGAGGACAAAUCCCAAUGUGGGUCGAGGUUACCGCGUGGGCCCCGGGAUGUCGAUGUUGUCUUCUAUGCCUGUAGAGCCUAACUCUGAGGCCAUGGACCGAUUCCUGCAGUUGAUGAAACGCAAAGCUCCAUCGCCCAGUUCUCCAGACUCGCCCAGCCCUUCUACUAAACAUUUCAAAUUGAAAUAGUCUUGAGUAAACUAUGUGGGAGUUCCUGUGAUUGUGAAACAUUUAGUGCUUUGUUAGAUAAACGCUCUGUACAGUUUGUUAUUUAAACUCGCUAUAUUAUAUUGUGAUAUUGAUAACUUUACUUCAUAAAUAUUAUAUAAGUUAUUAUAGUUUAUUAUCUUUAUUUAUUACUACUAUAGCUAUAACAGAUUUUCUUGUAGAGACAUUUCACAACUAAAAUAUAGUUUCUGCGUUGGAAAUAGUUAGGAUUUUAUUUGGCUAAUCCUCCAUGGUGCUGAUAUAUUGCAGCGUUGUCUGUCAAAUAUUUUGGCUCUUAAGUUGUUUGCUGCUUUGUUCCGUUUGUUUGAAUAUGGGUACUUUCAUACUGGUUUUUUUUAAUUUGAUAGAAUCGCUUAUUUACCGUCAUCUAAAAAAAGUAUAAGGCAAGAUCAUGCGGUUGAUGAUCUUGGAUUUGACCUCGAUUAUGGCCAAACUUGAUCAGGGGAAAUUGACACUGACGCGUCCGCAAUAUAGAAACUUGUGAUGUUGCCAUGAUUGCUAGAGGUAAUCACAAGUGUUACCGUAUUCGCUAAAAUUCCUCAGAUCAUUAUUGUUAUGAGUGAUGAAUUUGAAUUUAAAAUUUUAGACUCAAGUUUUAGGAUUUGGAUUUUAUCAUCAUUAUCCUUGUAGUGAAGGCGAUUUCUACAAAACACUACUACCCCGUUAAUAAUGGAUGGAUUUUUACAAACGAUGUGUCAAAAUUAAGUAUUUUUUUGUGUAGACGCCCCCUUUCACCAAUUCCUGUGAUAAAUGUCCUCGGGCUUUGCCCCGCAGGCCAUCAAAGUCCCAGUGUAUUUUUUAUGAAGAAAAUUUACUACCCAGCUGUUUAAUACAUCUUACUUCAGAAGUGGAAUUUGUCAAGUGUCAAGAUAUUUUGCGUCAUGUGUACAUGUUGUUAGUUGAAUAUAAACAAACAACACAUUCUUUUCUGCAUUCACCCCAAAGCACGGGCAGAGCUAGUUGUCUGUAAUAGCCGCAAUUAACCAAAACCUAAAACCAAAAUCAAUAUAUCUUAUAAUAUAGUGAAAUUUAUACAAAUCCACAUGUUCAUGAACAAUAACUAUAUACAAUGCAACAGAUGUUUUCUACCUCCUUUUUAAGUGUUUUUUUAUCUAACUACAGAAAAAAAUACAUGUUUGCUAGCUUCUUUUUAAAUUUUUUAUUUUAACCAUCUAAACUUU
Macrosteles quadrilineatus (aster leafhopper) is the source of this 3737-nucleotide messenger RNA. RefSeq names its product deubiquitinating protein VCPIP1-like. The transcript is spliced from 14 exons. NCBI's taxonomy places the organism in Eukaryota, Metazoa, Arthropoda, Insecta, Hemiptera, Cicadellidae. Gene Ontology annotation, biological process: protein ubiquitination; protein K48-linked deubiquitination; protein K11-linked deubiquitination. Gene Ontology annotation, molecular function: cysteine-type deubiquitinase activity. Bases 256 to 2517 code for a protein of 753 amino acids. The record is from RefSeq and is a predicted model, not a curated record.